Molecule: messenger RNA, 3172 nt
Organism: Varroa destructor (honeybee mite)
Lineage: Eukaryota; Metazoa; Arthropoda; Arachnida; Mesostigmata; Varroidae
Gene: FeCH
Product: ferrochelatase, mitochondrial
Biological process (GO): heme biosynthetic process
Cellular component (GO): mitochondrion
Molecular function (GO): protoporphyrin ferrochelatase activity
Source: RefSeq, a predicted model, not a curated record
GUCGUUCGACACUAUGAUCAUCCCUUUUUAUUCUUAUGGUAGAGGCAGUUAUUGUGUCGGUUCUAUUUCUCAUCAAUUUCGAAUAGACGUUUGCUUUUAGGUUAAGAUUAAAAUUCGGAAAAACAUCGAUAUCCAGCGCACUGUCGAAGACCGAAAAGUCUCUAUCUCGGAACAGUUAUAUAUUCUAGUGGUACACAGAAAGGGCGAAACCAGUGGAUCAAAUAACUAAUGGCCACCUCUCAUUAACCACAUAACUGUCACACUGUUGUAUCACCAAUCGCCCACGUGUUAAAAAGCUGGCGUUUCUGUUCUGUAUUUGCUAUUACGAGAACAGACUCUGGUAGAUUAUCUGGCGUAAGAUCACUUCAUUUUGAGAGAGGAUAUGUAGAUUAUCUAUCAAUAGAUGACGCUUAAUAAAUAUAGAACGAUUCAAUUAUUAUUUAUGAGACAACUGACUGUUGUCUCGACUAGAUGUGCCUUCUGCAUUGUUAUCGAGUUCUACCCUAUCUUUUAGCGUUGUUCUUCGAGUAGCUGUUCCGUGAAUUACGUUUGCAGGCGGAGAUAAGCAUGUUUCGACGAAUUCAACGAUUCUCCACCUCAGCCGUCCUUCGGUCACCAAAAACUGGCAUCCUUAUGCUAAACAUGGGAGGGCCUCGUACCAUCGCCGAAGUUGAAGGUUUUCUCACGAAACUUUUUACUGAUCCGGAUAUCAUUCAGCUACCCUUGCAAACAAUUUCAGGUCCGAUAAUAGCAAAACGUCGGACACCAAUGGUUCAACAGCGAUACAAAGAGAUAGGCGGAGGCUCUCCUAUAUUCCGUUAUACGAGCAAGCAAGGCGACUUAAUGUGCAGUCAGUUAGAUAAGAUUUCACCUCAAAGCGCACCCCAUAAAGCAUACGUUGGUUUUCGCUAUGCGGCCCCAUUCAGUAGCGAUGCUUUGCAGGAAAUUAAAGAAAAUAAUGUCAAGCGUAUCGUGGUGUUUGCACAGUACCCCCAAUAUUCGUGCUGCACUACAGGCAGUUCACUAAAUCAGCUGUGCAAGGAGGCAAGGGACGACCCAGCUUUAAAGGAGGUCCAGUGGAGUUUUAUUGACCGAUGGCCUUUAAACGACGGCUUAGUGGAUUCAUUCGUUGACGCAAUCCGAGAUGAAAUGAAAAAGAUACCUGAAGAGAAACGAAAAGAUCUCGUUCUCGUAUUCACGGCCCACUCGUUGCCGUUGAAGGUUGUGGCCAGAGGGGAUACCUAUCCGGCGGAAGUGGGUUCAACGGUAUUAGCCGUCAUGAAGAGACUAAACUUUACGUACCCUUAUCGACUCGUGUGGCAAUCGAAAGUUGGCCCCAUUCCCUGGCUGGCACCAAAAACAGACGAAACGAUCAAACGCUUGGUAGCGCAGGGGCGUAAGGUCAUCAUGAUGGUACCGAUUUCAUUUGUUAACGAACAUAUUGAAACAUUGCACGAGCUGGACAUUGAAUAUGGAAAGCAGCUUGCUAAAGAGAUCAAAAUCGACAAGAUCUACCGGGCGCAGGCACCGAACACAAAUGUAAAUUUUAUUAGAGGUCUUGCUCAAGAGGUGAAAGCUCACUUCGAUUCGGGAACAAACGCGAGCCCCCAACUGAAAAUGCGGUGCCCUUUCUGCAUCAAUCCCGACUGCAUAAAACUCCGUCAAUGGAUAAACAAAUGCUAGUUUAUUUGAAUCGAUCAAUGGACGGAGUACAGCUUUUCGUCUUUUGGUUGCUCCUUGCCGCUGUUAAUGUAUACACACAUGAAAAAAUAGGGAUAACUGAGCGACGAUUAUAUAUGUAUAGGCAAAAUAUGAAAUCUAACCUUAUGCGGCCUGCAACAUUAUUCUCAUUUUAAAAUGCGCCGGGAUGCAACGAGCAUACCGUUCUUGAGUUUUAAAUAAUGAUCUAAUUUCUACCUAGCUUUCACUAAAUUACAACGGCUUGUGUUUGAUUUACUUGAAUAAUAACAAAACAACUUUCUUUUAUUGUUAUUACAAGCAAGGACAAUAUUCAGUUGUGCUCGUAAGAUGACUUUGCAAUAAUUUAUACAUAAUAUACAGUCAUUGUAGCAAAUAUAUAGUUACAUAUAGUUGGAUCACUUUGAAACUGAAUAUUUUUUAUUUGACGCAACAUCAUCGCAUAAAGUAUCGUUCGACUUGUAUGUUUUGAGAAUGUUUACCUGUAGAAUGUUCAAUAAAUUUCACUUCAGUAGUUACUGAUACAUGUCACAUCCCAUAGAAACAUCUUUGGAACACGAUACUGUACCAUUGCAUCGUACUUUUUGCACAAUUCGGACAUUUUUUACUCUACUGAGCUAAGCGCAAUUUGCCAUUUAUCAAUGCACCUUUCAAUGUAGCACAAUCGAAAGAAGUCCUUAUAACGUAUACCUUUUGACAACAAUUCCGAACUAUUUGUCGGACUACAAUUCAUACAACUUUUUUUUUUGCUGCCUAAAAUUCACGACGCUUUACAUUACUCGUUAUAGGACUAUUUUAACGUAGAGAACAUCUCCGGCUAUAAUAAAGAUCUGUUUUUUGCCGCUUAAUUCGCCAUUUACUAUAUCAAUUAUUCCUAAAACGACUAUUACAGUAGAAGAAAUUGGCUGGCUGAUGUGACAAGCAAUGGGAACACCGUUUACAAGCGGAAUAAUUUGAGUCUUUACGUAACUGACGCAUCACGUGAUCGCUAUACAUAGGUUAUCAGCUUUAACAUUCAAACUGCAUAAUCACGGUUUCAUCUCAAAAAUUAGAUUUACCCUCACAUCACAACUUGUCUCUGCUUCCAUUCGUAAACUGUAAGUGGUAAAAUAAUGCUUAUAAAUAGUACUGUAUUGGCCCUACACAGUCAACGUAUGUUUAUAUAAGGUAUCGUUACAUUAGCUCUUGUAAGGACUUAAGCAGAACAAAUCGGUCAGCUUUGCGUAAACUCAAACGCAAAAUUCUCAUACUUCGCAAUUGAUCUCUGUUGUGGUGAGAUCCUGAUUGCAAUAAAAUGCUCGGAUCGAAUGUGCCUGGCAACAUUUUUCUCACAAUUAGUCCAGCUUCUGUUUAUUACCUACACCUGGCUUAAGGGCAAUGAAGGUUGUCUAAUGAUAAAACAAGCUUGAAUUAAAUCCUGAUUACUGGGACGACGCUCGUCAGUGUUAGAAUGUUUUUUUAUGCCACAGAAUCA